Messenger RNA from Necator americanus (New World hookworm), 363 nucleotides. RefSeq lists its product as uncharacterized. The coding region runs from base 1 to 363 and encodes 120 amino acids. The transcript has a single exon. NCBI's taxonomy places the organism in Eukaryota, Metazoa, Nematoda, Chromadorea, Rhabditida, Ancylostomatidae. The record is from RefSeq and is a predicted model, not a curated record.
AUGGGUGGCCGGUGGGGGUUAAUCGCGGAACAAAAGCGACCUUGUGCUUGCCCAGAUACGCAGGUGGAUUCAGGGGAUGGACUCCCUGUUUCUGCUGAGCCAGGAGUGACUCAUGACAUCCUUGUACCCCGCACGUUGGUCCGGCCAAAAGCCUGCAAUCAAGUGACUGGGAGGUGCAAGGGAGGCGGUUUGGAGUCGCCUCCAACAAAUAAGCUCCACAUGUCCACUCCGGGAGAACGGAAGUUCUCCCAAAAACUAAUGGGACUAGAGGCUCGCAACCAGCCCAUGGGUUUUAUAAUUUUUAUGCAAAACACAGUAAUAGAAAAGAGUCUCCUGAUUCCGGAGGAAAGCCUAGUACGGUAG